AUGUUUCAUAGGGUUCUGGUCACAAGGCCAAGUGCAAUCCGAUUACUUGCCACAUCGGUUUCGGGAACUGAACAGACACUUUACAGUAUCAAGCAACAAGUGGACGAGUACGUCUAUGCUAGAUCAUUACCUAAGAAAUGGAAGCCAAUUGUUUAUAGACAGAAGAAUGCAGAUUUACUUACAUCGUUAGACGUUGCGGAUUCCGAAGGACGUCCUAUAUUACCAAAAAAAUACCCUGGUAUUCCAUCAAAGAGGCGGUUCGUUCACUUUAUUAACCAACUAAUACUACCGGAGGAGUUGGAAGCCGUCAAGAAGACACUUAGCAAGGUGGAUCGUCAUGCUCCAGACUUCCUUGCACCGUCUAUGAUCAAUGCAUUACUCUACAAGAGUGCAGAGUUCGGUUUAUUUGGCGAGGACUUAACAUUUGUGUAUAAUCUACAGAACUAUAGAAGUCAGAAGAUAUUUGGACCGAGAAAUAUCGAGGCCAUCAUACUAUUAAGAACUCUACAAGCCAAACAGAGCGGGGUGACGGAUUUGGACUGGGCCUAUAGAAAGUUGCACCAUAUUUUUAAACAUAACAAGGCUACUGAGAAGGAGACGGCACUAAUAAAGGCCAGCCAAUUGUGCCUUUUUACCCAAUUAUUAUUGAACAGAGCGGCGGAAAACACUACAGUGUCUCCAAAGGAUGAACAGAUUCUCAACAACAAGAUUAAAAAGGCUUUGGAAUCCUUCAGUGAAAAGUUCGUACCAUACGAGGUGAAUGCUGAAAAAGAGAUUUUGGAGCCUUCGAAUAGCUUCGACAAAUGGCAACAUGCUUACGCGAUCUUGAAACUAUUGCAGAGUAAUGUAAGCUCGUUACCGGAGAAGUCACAGUCUCAAUUCCAGAAGAUGACUACUGAUAUAUCUCCAUUUCUAGAGCAUGUGGAGGAGCUAGGUAAGGCUGCCAAUAAGGUUACAUUAUUGGAAAUAUUGAUUAGUAAGGCAAAGUUUUCUACGGAGGUGUCAGAAGGGGCCAAAGAGGCUGAAGAGGCCAAAGAGGCAGAAGCGCAAUAA
This is a messenger RNA of Brettanomyces nanus, 1053 nucleotides long. RefSeq lists its product as uncharacterized. The record is from RefSeq and is a predicted model, not a curated record. Lineage: Eukaryota; Fungi; Ascomycota; Pichiomycetes; Pichiales; Pichiaceae. The coding region runs from base 1 to 1053 and encodes 350 amino acids. The transcript has a single exon.